AUGCCGCGCUCAGCCUUGCCUCUCCUCCAGCGACCGUCGGUCAUCGCAACGUCUUUCUUGACGUUCUUCGCUGUUUCAUUCCUGCUCUUCACCCCGGCAUCUCCCCUGGGGCGCGUGCACAACUGGCUCCACUCAAAAGAGAAAGAGCACCUCGAGGCUAAGAGUCAAGAGUACGACAUUGUCCUUCCAACGCCUCUCCUAGAGGUCUCAGGCACUUUCGGCUGGCAAACGACAUCUUCCUUCAACCCAGUCCGCUUCGAAGACGUCACCAACAAGUCCAUUUCAGAGCUAUGCGCAUCAUGGCCGGCGAAUCUGCUGUCCGACAUCCAGCCUGUCCUGAAGACCGGCCACGGCGAUGUCUCGGCCUGCCUCGUCAACCUCCUGAUCUUCUCCGAUACGGAAGAGCACUACGAAGGUCAUAACAUCAUCGACUUCAUUCAAGACAUCCCUUCACAUGUUCGCGACGGUGAGAGACGGCUUGAAGCCUGGCGCAACGGCUCGCUUGCGGAUGGUACUGCAACGCGGAAGCAAGCCUGGAAGACCGACAAGUUCAAGUUCCUUGCCGGUGUCUGUCGCGCCUGGAAGAUGCGGCCGGUGCGGAAAUGGUAUGUCUUCUACGAGGCGGACACCUACAUUGUCUGGGACAACAUCUUCCGCCUGCUCGAGAACUUCGACCCGGAUGAGCCGCAUUACUUCGGUGCGCCGUCGAAGGGACGCCGCGGGACGUGGUUUGCGUACGGCGGGUCAGGAUACGUCAUCAGCAGAGAGGCGAUGCGGCGGCUUAUGCGCGAGGACUAUGAUGAUAAGGGGCAGUACCUGAGCUCGAAGCUGAGUGAACAUCAUUGGUACAACAUUCAGCACGACUGCUGUGGUGACAGCAUCUUGGGAUGA
Molecule: messenger RNA, 891 nt
Organism: Saxophila tyrrhenica
Lineage: Eukaryota; Fungi; Ascomycota; Dothideomycetes; Mycosphaerellales; Extremaceae
Exons: 2
Coding region: 1-891 (296 amino acids)
Cellular component (GO): membrane
Molecular function (GO): N-acetylgalactosaminide beta-1,3-galactosyltransferase activity
Source: RefSeq, a predicted model, not a curated record